CUAGAUAUCAAAGAGAAGGUUUGGUGUCAAGACGGGAGAAGGAGGGCUCAAGCCAUGGACUGGAGGAAACUGAGCCACUUAGAAGUAAUAGCAGUGAUGCAGACUCAGAUUGUUACAGUUCAGGAGGCAAACAGUAUGACGCCCUAUCUAUGUGAAGGAACUUAUAAAGAGUAUAUAUAACGAUUCCAAGUCUCUUCCUUAAAGCUCUCUGUCGAAAAGGUCAUGACAGGAUACACGCAUGUCUUCUCUAGUACUGAGGAAGAAGAAGUCUGCCCAACAUGUCUUGAAGAAUACACUCCGGAGAACCCUAAGAUAGUUACAAACUGUUCCCACCAUUUUCACCUUGGUUGCAUCUAUGAGUGGAUGGAAAGAAGUGAAAGCUGUCCAGUCCAGUAUGUGGCAAGGUGUGAUGGAAUUCGAGACAUCUUGAUACUUGAAGAAUUUAACAUUCAGCCACUAGCUGAAAUUUUACAAAUGGAGAAAGACCACGAAAUUGUGACCGAGGCUUCCCUGUACAUUUCCUGUAAAGCUAUAUUAUAUUUAUAUGUAAAAAUUGUGAUGAGUUUACCCUGUUUUACUUGUAUGUUGAUUCACAUUUGAACAGAAAAUAAAAUUUUAUUACAUGAAGGGUGAAAAUGUCAGACAGUAAAUAAAACCGAAGUUGAAGUUUUCUGAUAUUAAUUGUGGAACAUCUAAUUUCUCUUA
Messenger RNA from Impatiens glandulifera, 705 nucleotides. Its product is annotated as E3 ubiquitin-protein ligase RHF2A-like. The transcript is spliced from 3 exons. Lineage: Eukaryota; Viridiplantae; Streptophyta; Magnoliopsida; Ericales; Balsaminaceae. Gene Ontology annotation, molecular function: ubiquitin-protein transferase activity. The record is from RefSeq and is a predicted model, not a curated record. The coding region runs from base 223 to 600 and encodes 125 amino acids.